AAUCAAAUCGACCUCCAGACUUCACCGCCAAACAAUGGAGCAGUGGAAGCUUGGGCGAAUUCACAGAGAUAGAGAUGAAAGACUCUAGGCGUCAGAUCGUUGUGCUUCCUGUUGGUUUUCUCCUCGAUCAAUCUACAUUUUCUUUCUAGUUCGUUACCUUUCUCAGAUCCCCAAUCUUCUCCUCUUUCUACAAACCAUUUCAACUCAAUAAGGAAAAAAGGAUAACAAGAAAGGAAAAAGACGGGAACUCACCUACAAACACCGUACGCCGCGACUUCUGCAAGGUGAUCACGGGGAAGAGGGAGAGGACGGAACCCUAAUGGAAGGGAUCGAACUCCUAUAAAUAAAGUUGAACCCUAAGACGAACGAAUCAAUUUCUGAGAUCUAGAACACCGAUCAAAAUAAUCUCCAACAUCUCUCGAUUCUAAUUCGGAAGAAGAAGCAGAAACAACAGUAACUCCAGGUUUCUUCCCCCAUUCUGCAAGACUGCAAAAGAGUGGAGCUUACAAGACCUUCAAACAUCCCCAGACAGUUUAUAUCCACCCAAGCUCUAGUAUAGCCCAGAUAUGAAGUGUUCUUUAGUUAGUGCCCAGUUGUCUCAAUUAUGAAUUCUCUAGACAAUGAUCUUCUGAUGGAGCAGCUUAUCUAGUCAAUUAGAAGAAAGCUUCCUAAUAGUUUUGUUGUGAGACUCUUCAAGAGAUCCCCAUUAUUGCUACAGAAACUGUCUUCGUCUGUUGAUGCGACAAGUGAAAUUGGUAGGAAAAAUGUUGAACUCAGAAGUUACUAUUCUGAAGAGGUUUCCUACAUCCAACAAAAGCUCUCUUCUUCGAUCUCUCGUUUUGUCUGCUUCUAUUGCUGCUGCUAAAUCCGGUCUUUAUUUUUAUUCAAUCAUUGACACAGACCCAACAAGACCAUCCUUAUGGAUUUCUGUUAAUAUCCCAAAGCAUGAUCAUCCAUCUUGGUGGCCAUGGAGAACUUGGGGACCAAUGUUUCUUCAGCCCUCUUUUAAUUGCCUAGGAAAUGUGCCAUUGUUUUUCUCUAGGUCUGGAGGAGAUAUUCCACCACCCGCAGAUACGAGCAAAGAAGCUAAAGGUUGUAAUGGGUGCUUCAGUAGAGAUUCAAUUGCCAAUGUUGCUGCAAUAACUGGUCCUACUGUAGUUAAUUUGUCUGUCUCACAAGAUUUACACAGAGUUACCUUGGGAAAGAGUGUUGGUUCUGGCACCAUAAUGGAUUUUGAUGGUACUAUAUUGACGUGCGCUCAUUUGGUUGUGAGUCACCAUGGCUUGUCAACCAAAGUGGGGAAGGUCAGUCAGUUUUGUAUGAGUCAGUGUAAAGAUUAUUAA
Messenger RNA from Impatiens glandulifera, 1343 nucleotides. Its product is annotated as putative protease Do-like 14. The transcript has 8 exons. The coding region runs from base 738 to 1343 and encodes 201 amino acids. Lineage: Eukaryota; Viridiplantae; Streptophyta; Magnoliopsida; Ericales; Balsaminaceae. The record is from RefSeq and is a predicted model, not a curated record.